AUGGGUACCGUACCGUACCGUACGCCUAACCGACAUGUGCGUUGUCCUGACUUGGUCUGUUGUUGGUCGUCAACCGGAGACGGCUCUAAUUUGGCCUGGACCCAUGCGCGUCUACGUCGUUGGUAUCAGUUUACCGAAGGGCUUGCAGGCACGUGUCCUUCCGGCCCGGUCCGGUGCGGUCUGAUCUGGUCCACGGUUCGGGGCGUUCUGCUUGCUUGCUUGUUUUAUGCCAGGUCAGUGGUGGUCGGUCGGUCGGUCGGGUCGUUCGUUCGUUCGUUACAGACAGACGGCAACGACGAUGGUGACUGGCGCCUGUCGGUGUUGAUCUUCGGCGAGUCGGAUGGUUUGCUGCCGGGUGGCUGUCAUCGUCGUCGUCGUCGUCGUUGUUCGUUGCAUUGA
This is a messenger RNA of Soboliphyme baturini, 399 nucleotides long. The record is from the annotation of a GenBank genome assembly. Lineage: Eukaryota; Metazoa; Nematoda; Enoplea; Dioctophymatida; Soboliphymatidae.